AUGGAGGUGAUCGGCUGCCAGCAGAAAGACUUUGAUGACACCAAGCUAAGUGGUGCCAUUGAUUCAGUAGAAGGAUGGGAUGUCAUCCCCAGGGACCUCGGCAGUCUGGAGGAGUGGGUUCCUGUCAUCCUUAUUAAGUUCAACAAGAUCAAGUGCAAAAUCAUGCACCUGGCGCGGCCAUCCGGCGGCUGCAGCGGCGCGGCGGCGCCUCCGGGUGUCGCUGUUGGCCGCCGCCGAGCGGCGCUGGAGCCGCCGCCGCCGCCGCCGCAGCGUCCUGCCCCCGCAGGCUGCUCGCUCGCCCGGCGCCGGCCACAGCGGCAGCGGCACCGGCGGCAGCGGCAAGAGGCGGCGGAAAGCGGCGGAGAGAGGCGGAGAGAGGCGGGCAGCAGCGGCGUCCGAGUGCGGCCCGAGCGGCCUCGCCGCGCUGCCUUUCGGCGAUCCGUGCGGUGUGCGGCGAGAGCGGCCGGAAGGGAGCGGCGGGGCAGCGGCGGGAGGCAGCGGCGCGGCGAGCUGUGGCGGCGGAGAAUGGCGGUGAGGCUCGGGCGGAGGCUCGGCACGGGCGGCGGGCGAGCGCUGCCGGCCGCGGUGCUGCUGUGCCUGUGGUGGCGGGCGGCGGCCGAGCGGGUCCGCUACGCCAUCCCCGAGGAGCUGGGCAGAGGCUCGCUCGUGGGGCCGCUGGCGCGGGACCUGGGGCUCAGCGCGGACGAGCUGCCGGCGCGCAAGCUGCAGGUGGCGUCUGGCGGCAAGAAGCAGCUGAAAUACUUCACGGUGAAUGAGGAGAACGGGAACCUGUGCGUGAAUGAGCGGCUGGACCGGGAGGAGAUGUGCGGCGCAGCUCCGACCUGCUCCGUCAGCUUCGAGGCUCUGGUGCACAACCCGCUGAACGUUUUCCACAUUGAGGUGUCCAUCGAGGACGUGAAUGACAACUCCCCGACCUUUAGCAACGCUGUUCUUAAAUUUGAUAUAGGGGAAUGGACUCCCGCCGGUGCUCGUUUUCCCCUGGAGGGUGCCCAAGACUUUGACUCAGGGAGCAAUUCGCAGCUGACUUACCGACUCACCAGCACCCCGUCUUUCUCUCUGGUCAUGAAGGAGAGCCCUGAUGGAAGUAAUCAGCCCGAAUUAGUGCUGGAGAAAGCGUUGGACCGGGAGAAGCAGAGCUCUUUUGAGCUGGUACUAACGGCGGUCGAUGCCGGAGAUCCAGUUAGAUCCGGAACUGUCAAGAUUCUCGUCAAUGUGACAGACGCCAACGACAAUCCACCCGUGUUCGGGCAGGAUGGGUACCGUGCCAGAUUGCGGGAGGACGCUGCCCCGGGGUCGAGAGUGUUAAACGUCUCCGCCUCCGACGCCGACAGCGGCAGCAAUGCUCGCAUAACUUACGGCUUCGGAAAAAUGCCUGCCAAGGUGCUUCAGAAGUUUAUAAUGGACACGGAGACCGGAAUGAUCACGCUGAAAGAGGCUUUGGACUUCGAGGACACGAGAGGCUAUACAUUACUGGUGGAGGCAAGGGACGGUGGCGGUCUGGUGGCUCAGUGCAAGGUGGUGGUGGAGGUCCUGGAUGUGAAUGACAACGCGCCCGAGAUCACAAUUUUGUCCCUCUCGAGUCCAGUGCCCGAGGACGCACCGGUCGGCACCGUGGUAGCCGUGCUGAAUGUGAACGACCCAGACUCGGGGGAGAACGGUCAGGUGUGGUGCGAGCUGUCGGGCGAGGCGCCGCUGUCGAUCGUGGCGUCGGCGGGCGGCUCGUACAAGGUGGUGACGGCGAGCGCGCUGGACCGCGAGCAGGCGUCCGAGCACCGCGUGACGGUGGUGGCCCGCGACCGGGGCAGGCCGGCGCUGCGGAGCAGCAGGGAGCUGGCGCUGGAGGUGUCGGACGUGAACGACAACGCGCCGGUGUUCGAGGAGGCGGCGUACAGCGCGUACGUGGCGGAGAACAACGCGGCGGGCGCGCUGGUGCUGCGCGUGCAGGCGCGGGACGCGGACGCGGGCGCCAACGGGCGCGUGAGCUACUGGCUGGCGGGCGGCAGCGCGGGCGCGGCGGGCGCGGCGCCGCUCGUGUCGGUGGAGGCGCGGAGCGGCGCGCUGUACGCGCAGCGCUCCUUGGACUACGAGCAGUGCCGCGAGUUCGCGGUGGCGGUGCGGGCGCAGGACGGCGGCGCGCCGGCGCGCAGCUCCACGGCCACGGUGCGCGUGUUCGUGCUGGACCGCAACGACAACGCGCCGCGGGUGCUGUGGCCGGCGGCGACAGCGGGAGGGGCCGCGGCGGCCGCCCCGACGGCGUUCGAGGUGGUGCCGCGCUCGGCCGAGGCCGGCUACCUGGUGGCCAAGGUGGUGGCGGUGGACGCGGACGCGGGGCGCAACGCGUGGCUGUCGUACGAGCUGGUGCAGGCGUCGGAGCCGGCGCUGUUCCGCGUGGGGCCGCACAGCGGCGAGGUGCGCACGGCGCGGGCCGUGUCCGAGCGGGACGCGGCCAAGCAGCGUGUGGUGGCCGUGGUGAAGGACCACGGGCGGCCGCCGCUGUCGGCCACGGCCACGCUGCACGUGGUGCUGGCCGAGAGCUUGCAGGAGGCGCUGCCGGAGCUGAGCGAGCGGCCGGCGGGCGCCGAGGAGGCGGCGGCGGCCGAGCUGCAGUUCUACCUGGUGCUGGCGCUGGCGCUGCUGUCGGCGCUCUUGGUGCUGAGCGUGGCUCUGGCCGUGCUGGCGCGGCUGCGCCGGGCCGGGCCGCCCGCCGUGCUGCGCUGCCUGGGCGCGCAGCGCUUCUCGGUGGCCGGCGCCGCCUUCCCGGCCGACUUCUGCGAGGGCACCUUGCCCUACUCCUACAACCUGUGCGUGGCGGCGCCGGCCCGCGCCGUGCCCGAGGCCUCUUGGCCCCCCCCGCCGCCGGUGCCCGUGCUGUCAGCGGAGGAGCUUCUGGGCGGCGAGUCCUGCGAGAAGCCGAGCCCCGACGACAGCGCUAUUGUGGAUGAGGUGCCCACUGAGCCGGGAGCAGCUCAGGCGGUGUCCGUGCUGUCUGCGGUGGAGCUUCUGGGCGGGGAUUCCUGCGAGAAACCGAACCUGAGUAGUGGCGCCGUGACGGGAGGGUUGCCCGCCGAGGCUGAAGUACCUCAGAAGAGCUGGAUGUUAGACAAGUCGAGGAAGAAGGUCCGCGAUGCACGGGACCCCACGUCUCUGGGGUUUCUGUCCCGUUCCCGCGAGUUCUCCGUGGACAAGGAAGCACCGCAGCGCUCGGUGCUGCAGUGCCGGGAGGAGGCUGCGGGCGCCGCUGUUGACCGAGAGGAGCGAGAGGAAGCUCGGAGCGCUGCAGCCCCGCCCGCUGCGGUGCAGACCCGUGCCACGGAGCCGGUGAGCAGAGGAUCCGCUGCGAAACCUCAGCAAGAGCAGGUACCUGAGCAGCAGGCUGCCGUUCCUCAGCGGCAGCGGGGAGCUGCCACGGCGGAGAUGUUCUCGGCGGGGAGGCGCUGGGGCCGGCGGCAGCGAGCUCUGCUCUGGGUGAUCCUGCUGGCGGCGGGGGAGGCGGCGUGGGGGCAGCUGCGCUACUCGGUGCCCGAGGAGAUGCCCAAGGGCUCGUUCGUGGGCGACGUGGCCAAGGACCUGGGGCUGCAGCUGCUGGACCUAGGCGAUCGCGGCUUUCGCUUAAUAGAAAGAGGUAGGACGCAGUAUUUUGCUCUACAUGGGAAGACGGGACAUUUAGUGACUGCGGAGAGGAUCGACAGAGAGCAGCUGUGCGAGCGUGUGCAGCAAUGCGUGCUGCGCUGUGAGCUGAUAGUGGAGGGAGAAAUGAAGUUCUAUGAAAUCGAAGUGGAAAUCAAGGACAUUAACGAUAACGCGCCCACAUUCCGAGAGACAGAAAUAGAUCUCAGAAUGAGCGAGAUGACAGCCCCGGGAUCGCAGUUUCCCCUGCCAGACGCUCACGACACAGACUUGGGCCGGAAUUCCCUGCAGAGCUACGAUCUGAGCGGUGACGAGCACUUCUCGCUGGCCGUGCAGGCGGGCCCCGGCGGCGAUCAGCGUCCCGAGCUGGUGCUGGCGAAGGCGCUGGACCGGGAGGAGGCGGCGUUUCACGAGCUGGUGCUGAGGGCGAGUGACGGCGGCGAUCCGGCACGGACGGGCACGGCUCGGAUCCGUGUUACAGUGGUGGAUGCGAACGACAACGCGCCGGUGUUCAGCCAGGCGGAGUACACGGUGCGUGUGCCCGAGGACGUGCCCGUGGGCUCCGUCCUCGUCAUCGUCACGGCCACGGACAAUGAUGAAGGGGUGAACGGUCACGUGAAAUACUCAUUUAAGAAAAUCACAGAGAAAGAGUCGAAUAUUUUCCAUCUGGACUCUGAGACUGGAGUGAUCAGUCUGUUGCAGAGGCUGGACUUCGACGACGGGGCCUCAUACGGGCUGGAGGUGCAGGCAUAUGACGGUGGAGGCCUUUUCGACACGGCGAAUCUCAGAAUAAUCGUGACAGACGUCAACGACAAUGCUCCUGAACUGACCGUAUCCUCAGCCCUGUCAGAGAUCUCUGAGGACGCCCCGCCCGGGACGGUGGUCGCCCUGCUACACGUGCAGGACCGGGACUCGGGGGCCAACGGCGAGGUGCGCUGCUCGCUCGAAGGGGAUGUCCCGUUCCGGCUGCAGAGCUCCCACGGCGGCUACUACAGCGUGGUGACAGCGGGCGAGCUGGACCGGGAGCAGGUGUCGGAGUACAACGUGACGGUGCGGGCGGCCGACGGCGGGUCGCCGUCGCUGCAGAGCAGCGCGGUGCUGGCGCUGCGGGUGCUGGACGUGAACGACAACGCGCCGGUGUUCGCGGAGGAGCGCUACAGCGCGCGGCUGGCGGAGAACAACGCGGCGGGCGCGCUGGUGCUGACGGUGCGCGCGACGGACGCGGACUGGGGGCAGAACGCGCGCGUGCGCUACCGGCUGUCGGAGGGGCGGGUGCGGGGCGCGCCGCUGUCGUCGUACGUGUCGGUGCAGGCGGAGACGGGCGCGCUGUACGCGCUGCGCUCCUUGGACUACGAGCAGGUGCGCGAGCUGCGGCUGUGGGUGCGCGCGGAGGACGGCGGCGCGCCGGCGCUGAGCGGCAACGUGUCGGUGCUGCUGCUGAUCGCGGACGAGAACGACAACGCGCCGCAGGUGCUGUACCCGCCGCCGGCCGCGGCGGCGCGGCGGGGCUCGGGCGCGGCGCGGUCGGUCGUGGAGCUGGCGCCGCGCUCGUCGCCGGCCGGCGCGCUGGUGGCCAAGGUGGUGGCGGUGGACGCGGACGCGGGUCAGAACGCGUGGCUGUCGUACGAGCUGGCCAAGGCCACGGAGCCGGGGCUGUUCCGCGUGGGGCCGCACAGCGGCGAGGUGCGCACGGCGCGCUCGCCGCUGGCCCGCGACGCGGCGCGCCACAGCCUGGUGGUGCUGGUGAAGGACCACGGGCGGCCGGCGCUGUCGGCCACGGCCACGCUGAGCGUGGUGCUGGCCGAGAGCGUGGCCGAGCUGCUGGCCGAGCUGGGCGGCGCGGCCGACGAGGCGGCGGCGCCGGGCGAGCCGGCCGGCAGCCUGACGCGCUGGCUCGUGCUGGCCGUGGCCGCCGUGUCCUGCCUCUUCCUCGCCUUCCUGCUGCUGCUGCUGGCGCUGCGCCUGCGCCGCUGGCGCCGCCAGCAGCUGCUGCCGCCCGACAGCGGCGCCUCCUUGCGCGGCGUGCCCGUCUCGCACUUCGUGGGCAUCGACGGCGUGCGCGCCUUCCUGCAGUCCUACUCGCACGAGGUGUCGCUCACGGCCGACUCGCGCGAGAGCCGGCUGCGCUUCUCGGCCGCCGCCGCCUGCUGCGACACCCUCCCGGCCCGCCCGCUGCCCGACGAGCCCGCGCCGCUGCUCGGGGACGAGGACCCUGCCGCCGCCCUUCCCGUCCAUCCCGCCGCUCCCUCGAGCGAUGAUUGCCGGCUACGGUUGCGAGGUUUGUUUUAG
This is a messenger RNA of Cinclus cinclus, 5937 nucleotides long. RefSeq lists its product as uncharacterized. The record is from RefSeq and is a predicted model, not a curated record. Gene Ontology annotation, biological process: homophilic cell-cell adhesion. Gene Ontology annotation, molecular function: calcium ion binding. The transcript has 7 exons. Bases 1 to 5937 code for a protein of 1978 amino acids. Gene Ontology annotation, cellular component: plasma membrane. Lineage: Eukaryota; Metazoa; Chordata; Aves; Passeriformes; Cinclidae.